AUGACAUCGCCUACGGUAGGAUUACAGCAGAGUUAAUAAGAGGAAAUUAAAGAAAACGCAGCAAACAUAUCAAGUGCCUUGACAGGAGCAAAUACUGGAUUAAAUAACUAAAGUGCUCUUGGUGCUGGGUUUGGAGGAUCAUCCUCAAUGUUUGGUGGCUCUAGUCCUUACUCCUCUGGAAUGUAUGGAGGCGGAGGAAUGUAUGGUGGUGGAGGAGGCAUGUACGGAGGUGGCAUGUAUGGAGGCGGUGGAAUGUACGGCAGAGGUAUGUAUGGUGGAGGAAUGGGUAUGUAUGGCUAGAACAGCAUGGGAAACAACACCUCCAGGCUUGAAAGAAUGAAUCAGUACAUCUACUAGCUCUGUGAAAUAGCUCAGAUGGUCGAAUUUAAUGCUCAUGGUCUUUACGCAUUUUACAAUUUAAUUAAGAAUUUGGGAGUAGCAACAAUGAAGUUCGGCAAAGAAUGGAUAGUUUAUUUAGUUGAAUAAGCAAUACUUAGAUUCAAGUAAUUCAGAGAAUGGAGCAAAUAAAAAUUCGUGGAUUACUUCUUAAAAAAAAAUUUGACCAAGGAUGAACUUUAAAAAUAGAUAUCAGUCUUAUAGAAAAUACUCAGAAUUGUUCUAUUCUUCGUCAUUAUAAAUCUCGUCAGAGUUUUAUAUAGACUUAUUUCAUAGAGAUAUACUCUUAAAUGA
Messenger RNA from Stylonychia lemnae, 690 nucleotides. The record is from the annotation of a GenBank genome assembly. Lineage: Eukaryota; Ciliophora; Spirotrichea; Sporadotrichida; Oxytrichidae.